This is a messenger RNA of Arachis ipaensis, 1085 nucleotides long. RefSeq names its product cinnamoyl-CoA reductase CAD2. Lineage: Eukaryota; Viridiplantae; Streptophyta; Magnoliopsida; Fabales; Fabaceae. The record is from RefSeq and is a predicted model, not a curated record. Gene Ontology annotation, molecular function: oxidoreductase activity, acting on the CH-OH group of donors, NAD or NADP as acceptor.
GAUAGAAGAAUGGAGAGAAAUGGAAAUGGAAAGGUGGUGUGUGUGACUGGUGGUUCUGGUUACAUAGCUUCAUGGAUUGUCAAGCUUCUCCUUCACCGUGGUUACACCGUUAAAACCACCCUUCGCGACCCAAGUAAUCCGAAGAAGGUUGAACACUUGUUGAAGCUUGAUGGUGCAGAAGAGAGGUUGCACCUCUUUAAGGCAGAUCUCUUGGAAGAAGGUUCAUUUGAUUCUGCUAUUAGGGACUGUCAUGGUGUCUUUCAUGUUGCUUCACCUGUUCUUUUGGAUGUGCAAGAUCCACAGAAAGAACUAAUUGAUCCAGCAGUGAAGGGAACAAUUAAUGUUCUUAAAUCAUGUGCAAAAACACCAUCAGUGAAGCGAGUGGUGUUAACAUCUUCCAUGGCUACAAAUCUAUAUAGUGGAAAGAAUAGAACUACUCCCGAAGAUGUUGUUGAUGAGACACUCUUCUCUCUUCCAGAUAUCUGUAGGGAAUCACAGAUGUGGUACUGUCUUUCAAAAACAUUGGCUGAGGAUGCUGCAUGGAAGUUUGCAAAGAACAACAACAUUGACAUGGUUUGCAUUAACCCAGGAAUGGUGGCUGGCCCUCUCUUACAACCACUCAUUAAUUAUAGCGUUACACCAAUUUUAAACCUAAUUAAUGGUACAAAGACAUUUCCAAAUUUGUGUUAUCCAUGGGUGAACGUGAAAGAUGUUGCAAACUUUCAUAUUUUAGCAUAUGAAGUUGCUUCAGCUACUGGAAGAUAUUGUUUGGCCGAGAGAGUGGUGCAUUUCUCUGAACUUGCCAACAUGUUACGUAAUCUCUACCCGACAUUACAAAUUGCAAAUAAGUGUGAGAACGAUGAGCCAUAUGUGGCAACAUAUCGGGUUUCAGAAAAGGCUAAGAACUUGGGAAUUAGAUUUACUCCUUUGGAGGUGACCCUUAAGGAGACCGUGGAAAGCUUUAGAAAAAAUAAGAUAUUCAACUUCUAAAUUCGUCAUUUCCUCCGUUUGAAGAAUAAAUGUUGAUAAAAUGCCAUUAUGUACUGUAUAUGUGUGUGCUUCAUGUUGAUUUUUUUUUUAAUAAU